Oncorhynchus nerka (sockeye salmon) is the source of this 2816-nucleotide messenger RNA. RefSeq names its product pyruvate dehydrogenase (acetyl-transferring) kinase isozyme 2, mitochondrial-like. NCBI's taxonomy places the organism in Eukaryota, Metazoa, Chordata, Actinopteri, Salmoniformes, Salmonidae. Gene Ontology annotation, molecular function: pyruvate dehydrogenase (acetyl-transferring) kinase activity. Gene Ontology annotation, biological process: regulation of glucose metabolic process; protein phosphorylation. The record is from RefSeq and is a predicted model, not a curated record. Gene Ontology annotation, cellular component: mitochondrion. The transcript is spliced from 11 exons. Bases 149 to 1378 code for a protein of 409 amino acids.
CUUCAAGACAACUCCAACUAUCGCAAUCUUCAGAAAAUCAACAUUGAACGUAAACACUCGAGACAGACCUAAACUGACAGGAGCUAUACAUCUUGUGUUCUGAACGGACAUUUCGAUUUUUCUUGACGAUUUUUAAUUGCCUUGCAUAAUGAAGUUUGUCAGAUUCCUGAUGAAGAACGCUGCUUUGGCCAACGUGCCAAAGCAUAUUGACCAUUUCUCUAAAUUCUCACCAUCACCUUUGUCUAUGAAGCAAUUCUUGGAUUUCGGUUCUACAAAUGCCUGCGAGAAGACAUCCUUCGCCUUCCUCAGACAAGAACUCCCCGUCCGGCUGUCCAACAUCAUGAAAGAGCUCAACCUCUUGCCGGACCGGUUGUUGACCACACCAUCGGUGCAGCUGGUGCAACGCUGGUACAUACAAAGCCUUAUGGAGAUCUUGGACUUCCUCGACAAGAGCCCAGACGACCACAGUGUCUUGGAAUCGUUUGUUGAGUCCCUGGAGACCAUUAGGAACAGGCACAAUAAUGUGGUGCCCACUAUGGCGCAGGGCGUCAUCGAGUACAAAGACGCCUUCGGCCAGGACCCGGUCACUAGCCUGAACAUCCAGUACUUCCUGGACCGAUUCUACAUGAGCCGUAUCUCCAUCCGCAUGCUCAUCAACCAGCACACACUUGUUUUCGACGGGAACACCAACCCAGCCCACCCCAACACCAUCGGGUGCAUUGACUCCCUGUGUGAUGUCACUGAAGUGAUUCGAGAUGCGUUUGAGAGCGCCAAGAUGCUCUGUGAGCAGUACUACCUCGGGGCCCCUGAGCUGGAGCUAAGAGAGAUGAACUCCAACAAUGUCAGAGAUCCAAUCCAGAUUUCUUAUAUCCCCUCCCAUCUCUACCACAUGCUGUUUGAGCUCUUCAAGAAUGCCAUGAGAGCUACAAUUGAGACCAAUGAAGUCAGCAACAACCUCCCACCCAUCAGAGUCAUGGUGGCCCUUGGCGGAGAGGAUCUGUCAAUCAAGGUGAUGGAUAGGGGUGGUGGUGUCCCCUUAAGAAAGAUUGAGACUCUCUUCAGCUACAUGUACUCCACAGCUCCCAGACCCGACUUCGGUGACAAUCAGCGGGCCCCACUGGCUGGUUUUGGAUAUGGGCUUCCCAUUUCACGCCUCUAUGCGCGUUACUUCCAGGGAGACCUGCAGUUAUACUCAAUGGAGGGUCAUGGUACCGACGCUGUCAUUCACAUGAAGGCAUUGUCCACAGAUUCAGUGGAGAGGCUUCCUGUGUUCAACAAGACAGCUCUGAAACACUACAAAGUCAACUUGGAGGCAGAUGACUGGUGUGUUCCUAGUAAAGAACCGCUGGACCUGGCCAUAUACAGAGUCGCCAAGUGAACUUUGACCUUUCAAUUACCUUAAGCCCUAAGGAGAGAGAAAAGGGGCCAAAUCUCAAUGGGACCUAAUGUUGACGUGGUGGUGGGGGGAAAGACAUCGCGACCAAUCCUGGAGGAGAUCUAGAAGAGAAGAAGCUUCUGAUUGCACAGCUUUAAAACCCCUAGUGGUUUCCUGUUUCAUGAAGUGGGUAAACCCACUCACUUCCUGUCCCCACUAAUGUUGUGUUCCUAGGAAGGGGGGGGGUUCAGGGAGAGGGGACCGAACCAGUUGCUUUAGAAUGGCCAUCUUCCAAAGUGCAAGUGAUUGUCCAUCUCAAAUUAAACUGCUCCCCAAAUACGAGUAGUCUGCUCUGUAUGCUCCAUCCCACACCAAGGCCCUUAGCGGGAGCCUCCUGCCCCGCUUACAACACCUGGAUUUGGGGUUGACAGUGGAGGGGAGCAUGAAAGUGAAGGAGGGGUGGCGGAGAAGGAGAAAAACCAAGGCGGAAGUGGGAGAUCUUGUCAUUCCGGUAGAACAUGGGAUCGACCAUUUCAGAGUUGAGAAGGUUUAGGUGAAGUACGUGGUCAUGACUGUAUUCACUGUGAAGAAUAGCCACUUAAUUUGAGUGUCGUUUCAGUGGAGGUUGCAUCAUUUCAAAUCCUUAUCAGAGUAUGGAGAACACACAAAAAGGGGGUGUUACUUAUCAGUUAUCAGUGUUGUAAAGCACGCUGACAGCCAGCGACUGGUUAGCCAGAUCAGCCAUGUCCGGUUAUAACCUGUUAUGAAGGUUGAAGUUGUAGCAACAUAACUACUCGACUGUAUCACAUAGUAUGUGAAACGUGUGUUAAGUUUCAUGAGUGCCUAUUGCCAAGUGGCCCACAUUUCAAACAUCAAACAUUCUAAUGUCCUUGAUAAGUGCCUAUGAAUGCAGACAGAACAGAUUGUGCACAAAUAUUAGCCAAUUGGUCAUUGUUUUCCUGGUAUAAAAAUCCUUUAUUGUAUAUGGACCUACUUUUGUUUGGAUUGGUCAGUGAGAAAAAUGUAUACGCAACAUUGUUUCCAUUAGCUUGAACAAAAUGUCCAAAACGCGAGCAAGUGCAGACAGCCGACUGUGUAGUUUGUAAUUGUGUUUGAUGGAAUUCCUUGCCUGUGUGAAUAGCUUGAGGUAGAAGGAAAAUGUGGAGAUGUAUUUCCUAAGAUGGACGACUGGACUAUAGAAGUUUGUUAAUGGUACCACCGUAGUGACAGUUUGUCCUGCUUUGCAAUAGCAUGAACACUAUUGGUCCAGGUGUGUGCGCAUCCCUAAUUGUAGCUGACCCAGUCCACUGAGUAUCUUCUAAUCAAGCCAAAACACCAGUUUGGUUUGCAUUAUACUUGAAUUGAACAAAAUGUACAUUUCAAAUGUCUUAUUUUUUAGGAAUAAAGUGAUUAUGUAAAAUAAAUUAUGUCAAAUAAUGAA